AUGGUGCUGCAAGGCAAUUCUCUCUACCGGACUGCCGUCGCUGCCGGCAGUCUCGGCUUCAUCACCUUCGGAUGGGACGCUGGUGUUCUUGGAGGUGUCCUUCUCACGCCAGACUUUCAGGCCGCCAUUGGCUACCCCAACACGACCAUCAUCUCCAUGGUCACAUCCGUAUUCCUCCUAGCAUCAUGGCUGGGAUGUGUCAUUAUUUCCAUCUUCGGAAUGCGCAUGGGUAGACGAAGCUGGGUCCUUGCCGGCGAAGUCGUACAGAUCAUCGGCUCAAUCAUCAGUGCAACCAGCUACAGCUACGGCCAGCUGAUUGCUGGUCGUGUAUUGAUUGGAGUUGGAAAUGGAUUCUGCACGUCUAUGAUCCCCGUCUAUGUUGCGGAAAUGGCAGUCAAUGUCAAAGUUCGCGGAGCGUCCGUCAACUUCAUGAUCUGCUCGGCAGCUGCUGGCAUCGCGCUUGCUUAUUGGGUUGAUUUCGGCAUGACAUUCACCACCGGUCAGGUCGUCUGGAGGUUCCCCGUUGCCCUCCAAAUUAUGUGGUCCCUCCUGACAAUGGCGUUCCUCUAUCCCACGCCAGACACACCUCGUUACUACUACGCCAGAGGCCGUAACGAGCAGGGUGAUAGCACCCUCGAGCGUCUGUACGGAAAGACUUUGACCGAUCCUGAGGUUGAGCAAUCCAGGAAAGACAUUCUGGCCUCUAUCGAGCUCGAGAAGGUUGCCACUGCCUCUCUGCGCCUCAAAGACUUCUUCUGGGACACUUCGGAUCUGCAGGCUGCACGCCGUAUCCGCACCGGCGUCAUCCUCGUCGGCAUUGGCUACUUGAUCGGUACUGACAUGGUCUACUACUACAUGACAACUAUCUUCCAAACUUACAUUGGUCUCCCCGCCGUGACCGCGUCCGCACUUUCCGCCGUCGCCACCACUGUUCUCACCAUCACCAACUUCAUGGGCGUGACAUUCAUGGAGAAGCUGGGCCGCCGCACAUGGCUCAUCGCCGGAGCGAUUGGACAGACGAUUUUCUUUGCUACAUUCACGGGCUUAAUGUCGAGCCCCGGUGCAAAGACGGGAGCUGCUGCAGCGGCCAUGCUGUUCUGCUGGAUCGCCGUCUUCGGACCCACCUGGGGUCCCGUUCCGUACGUGUACAGUUCAGAGAUCAUGCCGCUUCGCUACCGCCACAUCGGUUUCUCUUUGUCUGUCAGUGCGCAAUGGCUCUCGGCAUUUCUGACCACAUUCGCCGGGCCCAUUGCCAUUGCCGACGUGAACGUGGGUUGGAAGACGUGGAUCUGGUUUUUGGUGUUCAAUGCCAUCGCUGGUCCCUACGUCUAUUUCUGCUGCCCCGAGACCCGCGGACGCACGCUCGAGGAGGUCGAUUUGAUCUUCAUGUCCGAGAGGCUGGAGAAUACCGCCGCCGCCAAGCAACUCCACCAUGCCGGCUCCGUCUCCGGUAGUAGCACGACCGAGGGUGCUGCUGAGCAGGGCUCCGUCACCCCGACCAAGGAGGGUUAA
This is a messenger RNA of Lasiodiplodia theobromae, 1512 nucleotides long. RefSeq names its product Sugar transporter. Bases 1 to 1512 code for a protein of 503 amino acids. Gene Ontology annotation, cellular component: membrane. The record is from RefSeq and is a predicted model, not a curated record. NCBI's taxonomy places the organism in Eukaryota, Fungi, Ascomycota, Dothideomycetes, Botryosphaeriales, Botryosphaeriaceae. The transcript is spliced from 7 exons. Gene Ontology annotation, biological process: transmembrane transport; carbohydrate transport. Gene Ontology annotation, molecular function: carbohydrate:proton symporter activity.